This is a messenger RNA of Punctularia strigosozonata HHB-11173 SS5, 1248 nucleotides long. RefSeq lists its product as uncharacterized. The transcript has 2 exons. Lineage: Eukaryota; Fungi; Basidiomycota; Agaricomycetes; Corticiales; Punctulariaceae. The coding region runs from base 1 to 1248 and encodes 415 amino acids. The record is from RefSeq and is a predicted model, not a curated record.
AUGACCCUCGAGAACAAACUCCCUCAAGAGCUGUGGGACUGCAUUAUCGAUCUUCUACACGACGACAAGGAUGCACUCCGUGCGUGCUCCCUAACCCAUCGUCGCUGGCGCAGCGCCAGCCAGUACCAUCUGUUUCCUUCCGAGCUCUUCCUACGCGCUAAGGAGGACCUGGACACGAUCAGAAAUCUCAUCCAGUUCUCGCCCAACAUCCUGGAGAACGUCACGAAGAUCCGUGUGGUGGCCGUACCGAUGGGACAAUCAGAGAUUCCGUUCGUCUUUCCCCGGGUCGAGGAGCUCACGGUCUGGCUAGAAGAGCAUAUCCCGGAUUCCUUCAAGACCCUAUCAGGGGAGUGGAAAGAGUACCCCCUGAAAUUGGCUCAGAAUAUCGCGGUCUGUUGCCCCGGUUUGAAAACACUCGCGAUCGAGCGCGCCGCGCUGGAACCCAUGUCCGUUUUCCAGGUCCUCACUUCUUUGCCCCACCUCCGUUGCGUCCGCAUCGGUCCGAACGUGAAAAUCAGGUCGGUUUACCCGCCGAGGCCAUUGCCUACGGAGGCGCCGGCGCUCGACAUCGCGGAAAUCCACCUAGAUCCCGCCCCAUAUGUCGUAAAUCACUUCAGGCUCGUGUGCGACUACCUGGCCCAUCUCUGCUCGCUCGGUUCCCUGGCAUCCCUCUCGCGCCUGAGCUGGGUACCCAAGUGGAUGCUGCAGGAAGAGUUGUUGGCUUUGCGCAAGCUCGUGCAGCUUUGCCCCGGCCUCAGAUAUCUGCACGUGUCGCUCCAGGGCUAUUACCUAUACGCCGAUCAAGAAGAGCGCUUGGACCUUGCGAACAACCCGUUGUUGGAGUCCUUCUGCGUAACCAUCGAACUAGGCAAAUACAGUUCGCUCCGGAAGGCCGCAUUCGACGUCGGUGGGGUUCAGGCCAUCCUGGAGAGCGCAGCGUUGGCGACGAUCACACGCUUCGAAAUCACGUUCACCGUUUCGACGGCCUGGGGGAAACGAGACGACGGCGACAAGUGGGCGGCCCUCGCGGACGCGCUCGUCAGGCUUUCGGAUGUCGUCAAGUUGACUCGGGUCCGCGUCAAAAUUUUCGCCGUUGUGUAUGGCAGGCCCCACUCGAUAACACGGACAGAAUCGGAGACGUAUAACCGAAAUGUCAAGGCACUCGCGGAGCAACAUGUGGGGUCGCUUUGCGAGAGAAUACAGGCGCUCGACGUGGAUGUAGAAGUCGUUGAGGAUGAGGAUGCGUGA